Molecule: messenger RNA, 715 nt
Organism: Perkinsus marinus ATCC 50983
Lineage: Eukaryota; Perkinsozoa; Perkinsida; Perkinsidae
Exons: 1
Coding region: 33-443 (136 amino acids)
Source: RefSeq, a predicted model, not a curated record
CUUGAAUCUCUAUCCCGCUGUUCAACGCAAUCAUGCGCUUCAUUGUUGGUCUGUACUCCUGCCUGGCCGUUUUGGUUCUUGGGCAGUCCUCUUGUCCCACAGGGGAUGCUCAGUGUCACAGUGAGAGUCCCGGUUCGUACUGCAAGUUCUAUCAAGGUCACAAUGUCUGCCAGGGAACUGACACCCCCUGCUCUUGCACCACUACUCCAGCACCGCCGCCACCCACUCCCACUGGUGGAUCAUGUCCUGAUGGUGAUGCUUUUUGUCAGAAGCAGUCUGGUAAUUCCGGCUCCUAUUGCAAGGCUGCUUACCAGACUGGUCCCGGUGGAGGUGUUUGCCAGGGUACUGAUAUCCCCUGUAAAUGUGGUGGUGGCGGAUCAACUACGAUGAAGCCGACUACGACGAAGCCGACUACGACGAAGCCGACAUGUCCUACGUCAUAAGACAACACAUCUAGUUGAGAUCUACACCAAUGUUCGAAAUCAACCAUGCUUAUAGCCAUUGAUAUCUCUCUACUCUUUUCCGACCCUUAUUACAAGGUCUAUGACCAAACUAUUGAGCCUACGGUUUGUGACUCGCCAGGUUAAGCGAUGUCACAUCGCAAGUCGUUGAGGAUGUACUGGUUAUGAAUGGCUCUUCUUUCUUUCUGUGACUCGUUGGCAUUGUUAGCGGAUCUACAAGUAACCGUCGACGAUCACGAGAGCUUCCGGCUCCA